Doryrhamphus excisus (bluestripe pipefish) is the source of this 6998-nucleotide messenger RNA. Lineage: Eukaryota; Metazoa; Chordata; Actinopteri; Syngnathiformes; Syngnathidae. The record is from RefSeq and is a predicted model, not a curated record.
AUUUCACUUUAUUGUCAUAUCACAAGUUUUUCCCCGACCUAAUUGUCCCCAAUUUGCAACUUCAUCUUAGUUUUGCGAUAAUUAAUAUCCAAAACCGCUGCAGGAUGGCAGUGCCGACUAGGAAAAACACCUCAAAGCGACUCACGCUCAGCGUCUUUUUCCUGUAGCUGUCCUCCAACAUUGCCGGGGGUCUGGGCCCCCCGUGGAGAUCCGUCACCACGUAGUUGAUGUGUGUGUAGGCGGGAGGCUCCAACAAAGCGGGUAUCCAUUGCGCCUUUGGGAAAUAAAACAUAUGUUCUAUCAAAAAAGGUGUGAAGGAGACUAUAGGGGUGUUAUAUCAUGUCUAGAGGGUUUCUAUGCUGUCACGAUAAAAACAUUUCCAUUCACAAGGAAGGAAUCCUACUAAUUCAUGUACCACGGUCGGGUUUGGAACCACUUAAAUGCCAUAAAUAAGGGAUUAUUGUACAAUUACUUUUUUCUUUUGAGUACCACUGCAUGGCAAAAACCGCAAAAAUGAUGCCGAGUCUUCAAGAGACACAACAUAAGAGAUACAAGAGGCCGAAAAGACACAGCAAAAAAAAUAAUUGUCAUAUAUUUCCCAAAACAGAGCUUGAAAAAAAAGCAUGGUGGUCUUGUAUUCAGUGUCGUCUUAUACCAUAUUUGGAGUUAUUAAUCGAGCCAUUCUAUUGACACCCAACAAAAACCCUUGGAUCAUCUCUACACCUAAAAUACCUCCAUCACAUCCGGUAUGGAUUUAAGCGGUGUUCGGGCGCCGUGACGAAACAGGACUUGAACCAGCUUCAGCUCGUACGCAGACGUUUGGCUCUUCUGCUUCAGCCACACCAGGGAACCGAAGACGAUGGACACGGAGCCAACUAUCCCCACUCUGGUCCAAAAUUUCCUCAUGGCUGCACUGGGAAGAGAACCAAAUAAAUGAAGUACUUAAUAGUUGUAUUAAGUAGUAAUGACAGUAGUAUUCAAGGGCUGUACGGUGGCCUCGGGAUAACAUGUUCUUCCCAUGCGUGGCUUCAUGUUACAUUCACGUUAGGUAAAAGAUUCGAAUUAAUUCAUUGGUCAUCCAAGUCAACUGGGAUAGGCUCCAUCUCACCCGUGGCCAUAAUGAGGAUAAGCAGUGUAGAAACUAGAUAACACACCGUUCUAAUUAGUACUCGAUUUACUCAACAACACAGUGGAGGAAAGAAAUGCAACGUAAAUGGACUUUAAGUAGGCAGUAAAAACACCAUUCUAGUUUAUUGAUUCAUUCAUUAUUCAUGAUUAGUUUGUAAACAACCUGGCUCAACUUAACAUCCGGGUAAUCCUCCACGGGGAAGGCAAAGAAUGACACAAUGUGGGUCGGUGCAGAAACUAGAUGAUCAGCACAAAAUACUGAAAGAAUGGAGAGCUUGUGCUAAGUGCCUGUCUAAAAAAAGAAGGGUGAUAUCCAGGACUGUACCAACUCCAGGGAAUACAGCCGAUGUCCCAUACCCUGAAUGGAUGGAAAGAAUUGGAGAAGAAAUAGAAUAGAUAGGAACUACAGACAACAGAUGCAGUGGCAGCCCUCAGAACAGGGGUGUCCAAAGUGCGGCACAAGGGUCCAGUUGUGGCCAGCAAGUGUUUUUUAAUUAGUUGUUUUUUUUUGUAGUGGGCUAGCGGCACAUUCUGAAAAUUGAAAAUAUUAUUUAACAAGAAAAUUGCCACAAAAAAAAAAUCCACAGUAAUUUUAAAAGACUAAAGUCAAAAUAAUCUUACAAGAAAAAAAAUCAAAAUUUUAAAAGAAUAGAUUUUGGAGCACAAAGUUGAAAUACUAAAGAUGUUUUGUUUUUUUAGUCAGAAUACAAAACAGCGAAUGAAGUUAUAAUUUUGGGAAAAUUUGGUUGCGGAAAAAGUCAUGUUACGAGAAUAAAGUCAAAAUAUUAUGUGAAUAAAGUCAUAAUUAUGAGAACAAAAUUUAAGGGAAAAAGUAGAAAUUAUUGGGAACAACUCCAACAGAAAUGGGGAAAAGAAGAGCUGUAAUUCUACAAACAUAAAGCGAAAAUAUUAACAGAAAAAAAUUGUAUUUAACAAGACAAAAAGUCAAAAUAUUUCCAAGAAUGAAUAAUACGUAUGUGAAAAAACAUGUUAGUUGUCCAAAUUUGUAAUAUUACGAGAAAAACUAAACAAAAACAACACGCUUUUCCACCCACUAGUAUAUGGUGUAAAACCAGUGUGAUAUUAUGCAUAUUAUUUGUAGACCUAGAGCAGGCGUAUGAUAGCGUGCCACGUCAAGAGGUCUGGAGACGUACGCUAGAGAAGGGAUCAAGAACACGGAUCAGACGUAGUAUGGCUUUAAACUGGAUGGAUUCCAGUUGGGAGUUGGCUUACAUCAGGGAUCUACCUUAAGCCCAUAACGUUUUGAUCUGAUUGAUGAUGAAUGUGACGGCGUAUGCGGGCUGCUGAUGACCUCGUGUUGUGCAGCAGCGGCAGAGCGGUUGAAGAGGUUUACGAUCAGCAGAAAGAAGACGGAAUACCCGAGGUUCAACAAAGAUCAAGACUGAGAUUAGUCUCCAAGGGACACGGUUGCACAGACUGGAUAAGUUGAAAUACCUGGGAUCGACGGGGCUUGAGGAUGGGAAUUUGGAUGCGGAGGUUACAAGUAGAGUGCAGUCAGGGUGGAAUAACUGGAGGAAGAUGUGUGGGGUUCUAUGUGAAGACUAUAUAAGUAGUAGGAAGAGCAGCAGUGAGAAGAAGAAGCUGCGUGUGACAGAGAUGAGAAUACUUAGAUGGAUGUUGGACUAACCAAAAUGGCUAAGAUCAGAAAUGAUGGAGUGAGAGGAACAGAUAAAGUGAAGGGGAAUGCAGUGAUGACAAGAGAAGGAUGGAUUUGGAAGCUACAUGGACUACGUUAGGGGGCAUUUGAGCGCAAAACAGCCGGUCGAUGUGUCGCAAGGACGACUGUCUGAACAUCGACCCCACACAGGAAGUUAGCUUAUCUGCUAUAGCAGCUCAUAUGACACGAUUCGGUUCAACAACAUUUGAUACACUUUAAAACAGAAGCCUUAGAUUAUUACCCAAACGGCGCCUUGCUAGCUUGAAGUUCGCCGAUAAUUUACACACAAACGACGCUACUAGCUUAAACUCGCCAACGACAGCAUGGCGUCUAAAAGUCAAACUAGCAAAGAAGCAGAAUACUUUUAAGACGUUUUAAACCGCUACUUACCUCAGAACUAAUGACGACUUUCACGGGCGGUGUCUGUCUUGUAACAGCAUUCACUUUGCCAAUACGUCACCUGGACAACAACUUCAGAUAAAAACCUCUCACUAGUGGACAUGCUAGGAAAUGUAGGACACAGGGUGCCGGUCUGAGGUGCUGGACAGGCAAUUAUGGGUACAAAACUACAUUUCCCAGCAUUCAUGUGCUGUUUCCGGUUUUGUGUGUGUUAAGCGCGUGUGUUGCACCGCCUAAAAUACAGCGUACUCGACAUUUGAAGUAAUAAUAAUAAUACAUUUUAUUUGUGUAGCGCUUUUCAGAGUACUCAAAGACGCUUUACGGUAGAGAAGAAGAAAUAAAAAUAGUAAAAGAUGCAUUAAAACACAAUAUCCAAACAUUAAUUCAGAGCUAAAACAAGGCUAGGGGCGGGGCGUACAUAUUUUACCGGAAGCAUAUAAUAAUAUGGACUUAAUGGUUUCGAGGCAUGAACUUCGUUUUUUUCUGUGACAGGGCGUCAACUCACUGCCUGGUAAGUUGUAUAAUAUUCACACAACUUAUUAAAAAAUAACUCAAAACUGCAUUCCACCAGAAAAUACAGUCCUACAUUCAAAAUAAAAUGGACUAGAAAGCGCCGGCCUUCCUUCUUCUUUGCUGAAAUAAUGGCCGGCAGGGGAUACUUUCCAGCGUUUGCUGUCCUCUACCGCCAUUUUGGGGACGUAGACCUUCUAUUUCAUGGACAAAGCCAGCAGACGACAUUUCCCUGAAAUACCCAGGAUGUCCUCUCCACAGCACAGGUCAGCUUGAAGGUCCAACAUGUCCCGAAUUCCCCUGAAUCCUCCUACCGGUCGGACGUACCCCGAACAUCUCCCCAGCGCUACGGACCGAUCAUGGGUGACUGGAGCUUUCUGGGAAACAUUUUAGAGGAAGUCAACGAGCACUCCACGGUGAUCGGCAGGGUGUGGCUCACGGUGCUUUUCAUCUUCCGCAUCCUCAUCCUGGGCACGGCGGCGGAGUUUGUGUGGGGCGACGAGCAAUCCGACUACGUGUGCAACACCCAGCAGCCCGGCUGCGAGAACGUGUGCUACGACGAGGCCUUCCCCAUUUCCCACAUCCGGCUGUGGGUGCUGCAGAUCAUCUUCGUGUCCACGCCGUCGCUGGUGUACGUGGGCCACGCCGUGCACCACGUGCACAUGGAGGAGAAGCGGAAGGAGCGCGAGGAGGCCGAACUGAGCCGGCAGCAGGAGCUGAGCGAGGAGAGGCUGCCGCUGGCCCCCGAUCAGGGGAGUGUCCGCACCACCAAGGAGACCAGCACCAAAGGAAGCAAGAAGUUCCGACUGGAGGGCACCUUGCUGAGGACCUACAUCUGUCAUAUCAUUUUCAAGACGCUCUUUGAGGUGGGCUUCGUGGUGGGCCAGUACUUCCUGUACGGCUUCCGCAUCCUGCCGCUGUACAAAUGCAGCCGCUGGCCCUGCCCUAACACGGUGGACUGCUUUGUGUCUCGUCCUACAGAGAAAACUGUCUUCAUCAUCUUCAUGUUGGCCGUCGCUUGCGUCUCGCUCUUCCUCAACUUUGUGGAGAUCAGCCACCUGGGCCUCAAGAAGAUACGCUUUGUUUUCCGCAAGCCGGCCCCCGCCCCGGCGCAGGGCGAGGGCUCUGCCCCCCUGCCCCCGGGGAAGAGCCUCCCCCCCUUGGCCGUGUCGUCUCUGCAGCGGGCCAAAGGUUACAGGCGAUUGGACGAGGAGAAGGUUCCUCCCAUAACGCACCUCUACCGGCUGGCCGAGGUGGGCAUGGAGGCCGGAAGGGGAGCGCCGCCCUUCCACGGGCUGGAGGAGAAGGCGGGGGAGGAGCUGCCCAUGGGGGAGAUCCCCAAAGCCUACGACGAGAGCCUGCCCUCUUACGCCCAGACCACCGAGGCCGCGGGGGUGACAUUACAGCGGGCGGACGGGGCGGGGGAGGGCGGCGAGUGGCAGGGUGCCGACGCGGAGGUCGAGGGGGCGGUCACCGCCGAGGGGGAGAGCGCGGCCCCGGCGGGCAGGAAGGCGUCCAUAGAGGACAGCAGACCUCUGAGCCGGCUGAGCCAGGCCAGCAGUAAGGCCAGGUCGGACGACCUCACCGUAUGAACCUGUGAGGGCGACCCCGCGCAUGUGCCGCCGCACCACGCCAACGUGCCGACGGAGAGCACGUACACCGACGCACGCUCCAGAAAACCUAUAGCACGCAGACCCCCCCCCCACGCCGAGGCCUUACAUUGGACUUAAAUGUAGUUUACUCACACCUCAAUUGAGGAAAAAUGCCUAAUAUGGGCAACGGAAUACAAUUACUGCUGAGACUUCCUCCUUGGUGCAUGCCCCAUCCUUUAGGUCGUCUUUGCUUCAUUUUGUUAAACUAUCAAUACAAUAAUAAUAAUAAACCAAAUCAUCAUAGGAAAUACUACUAAUUCAAUAAACAAAUCUUCUUGGUGGGGGUGGAAAAAAAACACCAAUUCUAAUGAAAUAGUCUAUUGAAUAUGUAAAAAAAAAAAGUGUGUUCUUGGUAUUCAAAUGCAGGGUGGACAUGUUUUUACUUGAUAUAAAAAAAAACAAACCUAUGUUCCAUUUUUAAGUAACAUCUUUUUUAUCGAAAGGUUUUAAUCACAUUUGAUGGAGGGUUAGACGUUUUUACACCGAGACCUCUAGUCUAGUAUACUUGUGUGUCUUGGCUGUACUUCAUUUGUACUUCAUUUGUACUUCAUUUCCAUUUCAUUCAAACAGAGCCUCUGUUCACGCCGCGCAAACAAACCAGUGCCUACUCUAUCCAUUUUUAUACGCAGCUCAAAAAAAAAGGUGACAUUUUCGGGGAUUUUUUUUUUUUGUUGCAAGUGUGCACUGUAACACGGCUUUUUACACCUCAACUACGCAUCUAUCACGUGACGUGCAACCAUCUCGUGUUUAUAUAUAUGAAGUCACGAGGACAACACCGCACGUCUCAAUGUCUUUUUCAAUGUCUCUGUGUGUCAUGUAGACCGCCGUGCCAUUUGGAAGCGUUUUGCCCUAUUAGAGAAUGAACUAUAGAGCCACCUCAGGCCAAAUCCGCUCUCUUUUUGCGCUGUACAAACAGGCGUCCGGGUGAUAAAGAUCUUGCCCCGUCAGCACAAAGUAUUGUUGGGAGGCGGGACAAUAAAAGAAAACGGUGGCCAUGACUGAAAACAAGCAUCCUUAACCUGGCUUGCGGGGGGAAGAGAAAUACUUGAUUUAGUUGAAGAGGCAAAUACUAAACCACAGUCUGAGCAAGUGUACAUAGCACCCAUGUCAUUGUGUCAGAAUGUACAUAAUGUGUUGUUUUAGGUACUUGGCUCAUAUAUUUCAUGUCACCAUGUCACAAACGGUGCCACAUUAUUCACCGGCAAGUGUUACAAUUCAUUGAAAGCAUAUUGUUGUGCCUUUUAUGGAAAUCUCUAGCUUGAAAUAUAUGUAGAUAUAUAUUUAAACAUAUACAGGAUUGACCUCUGUGAAUCUUGGAAUUCAAACAAGCAGGAUCAAACACACGUACGAUGCACAUGCAGGGCAGCUUUGACCCUUUUCUGACCCUUAAUCCUACUUUAACAUCCUAUAAAAAUGCAAAGAGCAAAAGCAUACUUGUUUACACAUCUUAAAGUGACAUAUGACUGGUAAGGUAUAUGAUGACUGUUGCAUUGCUUGUUAUGUUUGUAAGAAGGAAUGAUUCAUCUUUGGAGGAGAAAGACAAAUAUCAUUUUUACUAACUUGUAGUCUUCUGAUGAUAAUUGUGUAGUGGCAGUAUCUUCUUUUUAAAUGCAGUCAAAAAAAAUAAUAAA